Pseudophryne corroboree (corroboree frog) is the source of this 1047-nucleotide messenger RNA. RefSeq names its product PABPN1 like, cytoplasmic (gene PABPN1L). Gene Ontology annotation, molecular function: poly(A) binding. The transcript is spliced from 8 exons. Lineage: Eukaryota; Metazoa; Chordata; Amphibia; Anura; Myobatrachidae. Gene Ontology annotation, cellular component: nucleus. Bases 27 to 761 code for a protein of 244 amino acids. The record is from RefSeq and is a predicted model, not a curated record.
GCAAUAAGAGAGGGGCUGUAUGAGCCAUGCUCAUUUCCUCUGUAGUCAGAGGGUCUCACAGAAUCCCUGGUGUAAGAGAGAUGAUUCAUGCAGGCUUGGGUUUCAGAAAGGUGUGGGGUAACCACGGCCGGUUUCCUCCCCGUUGGGAUGUGAGGCGUGUUAUGUCUGAGAAGGAACCAGAAGCUGGCCCAGGGCUCUGCGAAAAUGACCAGCCAGACACAGACUGUGACUUGGAUGAUCCUGAGCUGAGGGCCAUAAGGUUGCGGGUACGAGAGAUGGAAGAGGAAACCGAGCGCCUGAAGGGACUGGCUGGAGAUGAGAGUCCAACGGCUGGUCCACCUCGUCCUCUGAGUGCAGAAGAGAAGCGGGAGGCUGACAAGCGCUCUGUGUAUGUGGGGAAUGUGGAUUAUGGCGGUACAGCCCAGGAUUUGGAGUCUCACUUCAGUAGCUGUGGGUGCAUCAACCGGAUAACCAUUUUAUGUGACAAGUUCUCUGGACAUCCCAAAGGAUACGCAUAUGUCGAGUUUGCAGAAAGGAGCUCUGUGGAUGCCGCCAUAUUAAUGGAUGAGAGCAUAUUCCGCGGAAGGACGAUCAAGGUUCUUCCCAAGCGUACAAACAUGCCAGGAAUAAGCACCACAGAUAGAGGAGGCUUCAGAGGAAGACCACGGGGGUAUAGAGGAAACUUCCAGAGGGGGCAAAGGCCCAGGGUUCGUGCAUACAGAGGUCAUGGAAGAACAGGCCAGUGGAAUAACCCAUACUGAUGGCAAGUACUCCAGCCUUAUAAUCUACAAUGCCAUGUGUGUGUGUGGCAGUUUUAGAGUCCUCCUGUGGCACGCCUGGAGAUAUCCUGAGUCCUCUAGUACCAACACCACCGGAUGUAUCACCAUGCGAUACCUGUCUUGUGCUAUGGAACUGAAUGAUCAGGGCCCGUUCUAUGAUGGUGAAAUCUACAGUCUGUAAACACCAUUGGUUCUAACCAGUUAUUGUAUUAAGUGUAUUCCUGUUCUUGGUAAAUAAUAAUAAAAAAAUGUUUAUUGCUUUAAGGUA